AUGACCUCCAAAUCCGCCAAGAACCCAUCGGCCAGCGAUGUGCCAACACACCGGGCCUGUGACGAAUGCCGAGCGCGAAAACUAGCUUGCACGAAGGAGGUCGACGGCUGUGUACGAUGUAAGAGGGAAGGUGUAUUGUGCCAUUACUCGCCGCAAAAGCCGAUGGGCCGUCCGAGAAAGCGUCGCCAUGUGCCUUCGGCAGUAGGCGCGUCGGGGUUGGUUGGGGGGCCUGCAGCGGACGAACUCGUCUCGCCGCCAAAGGAUGGCGGCAUCGAUGCUCGCGUACAACUCUCGGGCACAAACCUCGACUUCUUCUCCCAAGAUACGGACCCCAGCCUGGAUUUUCUAGACUUGCUGCCCGCGGGCUUCCACGAUGAUGGCGGUGACGACCUUUUCGGCCCGCAUCCGCUUGGUGCGCCUCCGAUAUCAACCCUGAACGACCUGUUUCUCGAUGACCCAGCGGCUUCGGUGCCCUGCACUGAUGCCGGCCUGGAAGGGUUCGACUUUUGUGUGCCACGCUCCCCAAGAACUGCAGUAUUCGACGGUACCGGUGACUCAUUUGAGCUUUGGACGCCCUCUCGGCGUUCAACACCUCACCGGCAGACUCCCGUGCCAUGCCACGGGUGCUUGCCAGGGGCGGCCGAAUCCCCUGAGCCUGUGCCAGGGGGCCCGCUUAAGGCGAUGCCGAACACCUCCUGUGGCUGCCUUGCAUCUCUAUAUCUGGCGCUCGAAUCGCUCUCCCGCCUCCCGUCCGACGCAACAUCUGCUACGCGCGUGGCAAGGGAUGCCUGCAAUGUGGCGCAGAAUGUUGUGGACUGCCGAAACUGCUCAAAUGCCUUCCUUGACGACCCCACGAAGCCGCCGCCGAUUCAAUCGUUCCAAAAUCUCAUGUUUCUGGGGGCACUGCUGCCAUCCGCUUGCAAUUCCUACGCGUCGAUCCUCGAAAUGGUCGAUGAAGAGUGUGCUGCGGCGAAGAGAGAGAACCGGACCAUCUACUUUUCGUUUGAAGGCGUGGCUGGGCAUUGGGGGGAUGUCGUCGAAACCCAGGGUCAUUGCGCGGCCAUGAAGCGGCUGGACGGUUGCUGUCUACCUCCUGAUAUCUGGAGGACGACGAUGCGCGCGAUAUUGAGGUUGGAUAUCUACGGACAAGACGAGUCGCGGUGCAAUGCGCCAUCCGCUGUAUGCCGACAACGGGGGCUGAGGGAUGUGCUGAAGCAAAUGGACGAAACGUCGCGGCGGCGUCACGAGGUGAUGGACGAGCUCUACGCCAAUGGGCAAGCCCCAAAACACUCACACUUCAUGAUGUCUCCCGCGAAUCGGCCGCCUUGUCCUCCCGAGCAGAGGAACUGUGUCAGAAUACUGGACACGGCGAGACUAGCAUUGGAGAGCCUGGUCAUUGCCUAA
This is a messenger RNA of Drechmeria coniospora, 1404 nucleotides long. RefSeq lists its product as uncharacterized. Lineage: Eukaryota; Fungi; Ascomycota; Sordariomycetes; Hypocreales; Ophiocordycipitaceae. Gene Ontology annotation, molecular function: DNA-binding transcription factor activity, RNA polymerase II-specific; zinc ion binding. The record is from RefSeq and is a predicted model, not a curated record. Gene Ontology annotation, cellular component: nucleus. Bases 1 to 1404 code for a protein of 467 amino acids. The transcript has 2 exons.